Messenger RNA from Thamnophis elegans (Western terrestrial garter snake), 4537 nucleotides. Its product is annotated as sporozoite surface protein 2-like. The transcript is spliced from 3 exons. Lineage: Eukaryota; Metazoa; Chordata; Lepidosauria; Squamata; Natricidae. Gene Ontology annotation, biological process: protein homooligomerization. The record is from RefSeq and is a predicted model, not a curated record. Gene Ontology annotation, cellular component: membrane. The coding region runs from base 287 to 2413 and encodes 708 amino acids.
GCUCCACCUACUGUUAGCCACAGCAUCUGGAGAUUUGCGGAGUUGAAAAAGAACACGACCAGCUCUUUGAGAAAACAGAGUCUCCAAACAGCCUCUCCUCAAUUUGUCGACACACGGCCCUAGGAUUCUCAAAAGGAGUCUCUUUAGAAAAGAAAAGCUGAUGGAUUCUCAUCUUCAGCCAAAACUGCCCUUUUUAAACAAGAUGUGAAGUUGAAGAAUUUUUGUAUCAAUUCUUCAUAGAAAGGUGUUGAUAAGCACUCCUUGGACAUCCUAUUGAAUUGUCAUCAUGGGAAAAUUCCUGUUGGCCAGCUCAAUCGUGAUUCUCUUCAUUUUGCUCCAGACUGAGGAGAUCAUCUCCGUUUCUAGAAAAGGAUGGGGCAGGCCGAGUGGCAGCAGCAGUCGAAGUUCAAGUCGACCUAGCAGACCCUCCCAUAAUCCUAGCAAAACUUCCUCUCACUCUAGUAAAACCUCCCAUCGUCCUGUAGAGAGACCUAGAAAUCCGCCACCCAACCCACCCAAGAGCAGGCCUGCAAUUCCAAACAGGCAUAAAAAUCCUGCAAAACAUCCUCCAAACCAUGCAAACCCUCCUCCACAUAAUCCUGUACAGCCACCCCAUAAUCCUGUUAACCCAGGGAAUCCCCCUCCAUACAACCCUGCUUACCCCCCAAAUAAACCUGUUAACCCAGGGAAUCCCCCUCCAUACAACCCUGCCCACCCCCCAAAUAAUCCUGUUAACCCAGGGAAUCCCCCUCCAUACAACCCUGCCCACCCCCCAAAUAAUCCUGUUAACCCAGGGAAUCCCCCUCCAUACAACCCUGCCCACCCCCCAAAUAAUCCUGUUAACCCAGGGAAUCCCCCUCCAUACAACCCUGCUUAUCCAUAUCCAGUCAACCCCAAAAACCCAGCCCAUCCUCCACCAUAUCCGGUCAACCCCCAAAACCCAGCCCAUCCUCCACCAUAUCCGGUCAACCCCCAAAACCCAGCCCAUCCUCCACCAUAUCCGGUCAACCCCCAAAACCCAGCCCAUCCUCCACCAUAUCCGGUCAACCCCCAAAACCCAGCCCAUCCUCCACCAUAUCCGGUCAACCCCCAAAACCCAGCCCAUCCUCCACCAUAUCCGGUCAACCCCCAAAACCCAGCCCAUCCGCCACCAUAUCCGGGCAACCCCCAAAACCCAGCCCAUCCGCCACCAUAUCCGGUCAACCCUCAAAACCCAGCCCAUCCUCCACCAUAUCCGGGCAACCCCCAAAAUCCAGGACGUCCACCAUAUCCAGUCAACCCCCAAAACCCAGCCCAUCCUCCACCAUAUCCAGGCAACCCUCAAAACCCAGGGUAUUUCCCACACCAACCAUACAACCCCCAAAAUCCUCACUGGGGACACCAUAAUCCCAAACCCUGGAAACCUAAACCGCCGAAGACCAAUAUGAAGCAUGUGGCUGGAGCGGCAAUUGCAGGUGCAGCGGCAGGGGCUGUUGGGGGCUACUUCCUGGGACGUGCCAUGUCUAAUCUGAAUUUUCAAUUUAACAACCCGAAUGAGGAGCGGUGGUGGCAUGAAAAUCGCCAUCGUUAUUCUGAUCAAGUUUACUACCCCCGGUACAACGAGCCUGUUCCACAAGAUACCUUUGUGAGAGACUGUGUGAACAUCACAGUGAAAGAAUACAUUGAGCCCACAGGCAAUACAACAGAGGACGAGAUGGAAGCCAUGGUGGUGAAGCAUGUGGUGAAGGAAAUGUGCAUCGAGCAGUAUCGUACUUUCUCCAGAUCUCCAGGAGGCGGCAGUCCCAGACCCAAUGAUGGCAACCCAGUGGACCCUAAGCCAAAGGAUGAUGAAGUGAAAUAUGUGGUGGGGGAACCUGUUGUAGAUAUUCCAGUGGAAGACCCUGAGAACUAUAUCUUAGGCAGCCCCAUAGGCAAGAUGAAUUUUUAUUUUAAUGACAGUGAGGAAGAACGUUGGUGGAAUGAAAACCGCCACCGUUUUGCCACCCAUGUUUACCACCCAAACUCUACCCAGGCAAUUCCAAGAGAUGUUUUUCUGAGUGAGUGUGUAAAUAUCACCAUAGGAGAGUAUGUGAAGCCCACUGGAAACCAAACUGAAGAUGAAUUGGAAGCCAGAGUGGUGACACAAGUGGCAAAUGAAAAAUGCAUGGAGAUGUACCACCGCUUGACUGUUCUCACAAUGGCAGGCAGCUACUAUAAUAAUAAACCAGAGACUGCUACUACACUGGAGAUCAAAAGUGAGUUCAAACAUGGACAAGGAGCAGUUUUGGCUAAUAGUCCCGGAAGAGCCAGUGGACACAAUCCAAGAAAUAAUGCUGUGACUAAUUUGCAUUUCUCUUUUGAGAAUGCUUUGUUUCUCCUUCAUCCUUUUGCCAUUUCAGUCAUUACCUUAAUCACUCCUUUCCUGAUCUUCUAAGGGCUGUGCUUUCUAAGUCUCUUCCAUGGUUGCUAUUGUCAGAGGUCUGGAAUAUUUCUCUCUUCAGCAAGAAUUUAGUUGUGAUUUUAUGUUUUUCUGGAGACUGCAUCAGAUGCAAAGAGCUGCAAUACAUAGGCUACUUGCCAUCAUGAAUCAGUCUAAAGUGAUUCCUUUUUUGUAUUUGUCAAGACUAAUUUAAGAUGGAGACAGUGGAUAAUUCUCCUUCCUGUUGCCUCGAUCCUUCAGUGGAAUCUGCUCAGUUUUCAGCAAAUAUUUUAGCAGGUCACAUGAUAGUAGAAGUUGCUUUUAAGAAGGAAGGAAGGAAGGAAGGAAGGAAGGAAGGAAGGAAGGAAGGAAGGAAGGAAGGAAGGGGACUUCUGAGUUUUUUUAAAAAAUGAAUCCAUCAAGGUUUGAACUGAAGGUUCCAUUCAAACACACCUCAAGUCCAGUCUUGGGACCAAACUGACUUUCUGAAUAGGUUUGGAUGCCUUUUAUUUGACUAUUUCCAAAAUAGCUCUCCUCUAAUGGGAGCUGAUAAUUCCAACACGUAUCUGACUAGUCAACCAUUUUUGCUGAGUGGUGAAAACUGUCAUACACCUCAAAAGAGAGGCAGGCAGCAUUUGAUGGCAAACAUGUUUUACAAUGUUGCAAAAUUGGUGAUGAAAAACCAUGCAUCUGGAUGGGCUGCAAAUGUUGAGCUGAACACUUUUUUGAAACUAUGACAUACUGACGUUUCUCCUGGUUCCUAUCGCUGAAUGGUGGAAAGCUGAAUUAUCACUUUUCAGGAGGGGUGGGUUGAGGGCUGCAGAAAGAAGACUUGAGGUCACUUGUGGCCCUGGGAUUGCACGGACUCCUGCUUGAUAAACUGCUUUUGUGCCUUCUUUGUCUAAAUUGUCAUCCUUAUCCUUAAAUAUGACUGGGAGGUUUUGUCUAAUGUAAUUUGUAGACUGAGAAUAUUGUUUGAAAGCCACAUGGUUCCAUGUUGUUUUCCAUUCUUUGUUUUCCUUGACCACUUAAAGGUUAUUGAAUACCUAAGUGGGUUUAAACUCUAAUUGUCUACAGAGAUUUUCAAUCAUCCAGGUCGUAGUUGUCCUAUGUUUGUCCCAAGGUGCUUCCCCCCACCAAAAAAAGGCAACUAGACUGUUUUUUUUCCCUUUGAAAACAUUUUAGUUCUCAUCCAAGAAGCUCCUUGGAUGAGAAGCAAAAGGUUUUCAAAGGAAAAAAAAAUAAAAGAAAGUCCAGUUGUCUUUUUGGAAAAAAACACUUUUGGGGUUAAGCUCUAAUUCUAUCUUUAGUAUUCUUUUCUGCCAUGCUGUGAUGAUUGUCACAAAUCAGAAGUGGAAAGAGACUUGGCUUGGAUUGAAAUUAUUCCAAAAUUGAAAAGGCAGUUGACUUCAGUAUUAAUGUGCUUCCUCUCUUGAAACAAAGGAUGCAGUUGGAUUUAUUCUAUUUUCCUUCCAGCCCUAGGAUUCUCAAAAGGAGUCUCUUUAGAAAAGAAAAGCUGAUGGAUUCUCAUCUUCAGCCAAAACUGCCCUUUUUAAACAAGAUGUGAAGUUGAAGAAUUUUUGUAUCAAUUCUUCAUAGAAAGGUGUUGAUAAGCACUCCUUGGACAUCCUAUCGGUAGGUGUGGUUAAGCUAGUAAGACUAAUGAGGAAGACAAAUCCUUCUGUUAUUUCUGAAUUUGGAUCUUGCCUUAAUUCAGCUGUAAAAAGUCAGAAAGGUAAUUUCAAGCUAGCUUUAGCAUCUAUUUUGUUAAGAACAAAGAAAUCCUGAAGGCUAACUGGGAUAUAAUACAGUGGUUGCAUUUCUGUUUAAUUUUCCUUCUUUGUGUGGUGGAAAGCGCUAUGCUAAAACAGCUGGGAAGUUUAUCUGAGCAUGAGUGUUGUGAACAGAAGCUAAAAUUUUAAGCUAUUUUGAUUAUUCGUUACAAUCUAACAUACUCCAUAUGAUAUAUAGUGCUCAGGUAUAUUUCCUUGUGGUAUGCUGAUCACCGAAUGUUCCAACACAAAAUUUAUUUGAAGAUUUCUUGUUAACUGCUGUUUGACCUGCUAAUCUCCAAUCAUUCUUGUCACACUUUUAACUAAACUGGCAAAUAAAACUGUCGCCUGUAUAACACCAAAAUAA